AUGAGCUCUUCCAACAGCACUAGAGCCCUGACUUUGUCUCACGGCUCUAUCGAGCACGUACUCCCAGUCCCCACAGCCAUCUACUUCCAAGGAUCGCAGCUGCAAGACCAGUUUUCCAAGCAGCUUCCCGCGGCCAGCGAGGGCUUCGUUGCAGACAACGAGCCUUCGUCUCCUGCGGAGCUGCUCGCCAAGUUCUUGGGCUACGUGGCGUCGUUGGUCGACCCAUCUACGCAAGGCCAGUUCGACGACGUCCUGAAGAUCAGUCUGGCUGAGUUCGAGACCAGCUAUUUGCAGGGCAACGACGUCCACACGCUGGCAGCGAAGCUGCUGGCUGACGAGGACGUGUACCCAACCACUCUAGACAAGGUCAAGGAGCUAAUCAAGAACUACUUUAACGCUCGCGUGGCCGCUCAAAAGCCCUUCACUAGAUCCGACUCUGCUCUUAUCAAGAGUGCGGCCAAGAAGGACUCCCAGCUGGUAGCCAUUUUCGGCGGCCAAGGUAACACCGACGACUACUUUGAAGAGCUGCGCGAACUCUACCAGACCUACCACAGUAUCAUCUCUGACGUCGUCGAGACUGCCGCGUCCAAGUUGGCAGAGCUCGUCAGAUCCACCGACGACACCGAGAAGGUGUACACCCAGGGUUUCGAUGUCUUGCAAUGGCUGCAGCACCCAGAAAAGACCCCCGACAACACCUACCUGCUGUCCAUUCCUAUCUCAUGUCCUUUGAUCGGCGUGAUUCAGCUGGUACAUUACGCUGUCACCGCUCGCGUGCUAGGAUUGACUCCUGGCCAGUUGAGAGAACACUUGGUCGGUGCCACCGGUCACUCUCAGGGUUUGGCCACUGCUGUGGCCAUCGCCGAAGCUGACUCUUGGGAGUCUUUCGAGGAAUCGUUGAACAAGACUAUCACUCUAUUGUUCUUCAUCGGCGUGCGUUGUUACCAAGCCUAUCCUAAUACCUCCCUACCUCCUUCCAUGCUAGAGGACUCAGCCGAGAAUGGUGAGGGUACCCCAUCUCCUAUGUUGUCGAUCUCUAACUUGACCAAAGACCAGGUUCAGAAAUACGUCGACCAGACUAACGCUCAUCUUCCAACCGAGAAGCACAUUGUGAUUUCUUUGGUUAACGGCGCCAGAAACUUGGUGGUCACUGGUCCACCACAAUCGUUGUACGGUUUGAAUUUGACACUCAGAAAGGCCAAGGCUCCAGCUGGUUUGGAUCAAGCCAGAAUCCCACACAGUGAGAGAAAGCUCAAAUUUUUCAACAGAUUUUUGCCUAUCGCUUCUCCUUUCCACUCCCAUCUUUUGGAACCCGCUAACGAGUUCAUUAAGCAGGACCUGAAAGAUGCUGGUCUAGAGUUCAAGGCGUCCGACUUGAAGAUUCCCGUCUACGAUACCUUCGACGGCAAGGACCUAAGGUCCUACAGCGGCUCCAUUGCGGAAAGAAUUACUCUCUGUAUCACGAAAUUGCCCGUCAACUGGGAACUCACAACCCGUUUCCACGCCACCCACAUCUUGGACUUCGGCCCAGGUGGAUCUUCAGGUCUUGGUGUGUUGACUCAUCGUAACAAGGAUGGUACUGGUGUCCGUGUCAUUGUCGCUGGCGCUUUGGAGCAGAACUUGGAUGACGAGUUCGGCUUUAAGCAGGAGAUUUUCGAUAUCUCCUCCGAGGGUUUGAAGUACUCGCCCAACUGGCUGAAAGAAUACCACCCUAAGUUGGUGAAGACCAAGGCUGGCAAGGUUUACGUUGACACCAAGUUCUCUAAACUCUUGGGCCGUGCGCCAUUGCUGGUUCCUGGUAUGACCCCUUGCACCGUGUCUCCAGAUUUCGUUGCAUCUACUAUCAAUGCUGGCUACACCAUUGAGUUGGCAGGUGGUGGCUACUUCACUCCACAGCACAUGAUUGGUGCCAUCGACAGCGUAGUAUCUCAGAUAAAGAAGGGUUACGGUUUGGCCAUCAACUUGAUUUACGUUAACCCAAGAAUGUUGCAGUGGGGUAUUCCUAUGAUCAAGGAAUUGAGAGAGAAGGGCUACCCAAUUCAUUCCUUGACUAUCGGUGCUGGUGUUCCAUCUUUGGAGGUUGCCAGUGAAUACAUUGAGACUUUGGGGCUAACUUACUUAGGUCUAAAGCCAGGUUCUAUUGACGCCAUUUCUCAAGUGAUUACUAUCGCCAAAGCUCACCCUAAUUUCCCUAUUGUUUUGCAAUGGACCGGUGGUAGAGGCGGUGGUCACCAUUCCUUCGAGGACUUCCAUGCUUUGAUGUUGCAGAUGUACUCUAAAAUUAGAAGACACUCUAAUAUCAUCCUUGUCGCUGGUUCUGGGUUCGGUUCCGCUGAGGACACAUACCCUUACUUGACCGGUGAAUGGUCCAAGAAGUUCAACUACCCACCAAUGCCUUUCGACGGUUUUCUCUUCGGCUCUAGAGUGAUGAUCGCUAAGGAAGCCAAGACCUCCCCUGAUGCGAAAAAGGCUAUUGCUGCAUGCACUGGUGUUCCAGAUGAACAAUGGGAACAAACUUACAAGAAGCCAACUGGUGGUAUUGUUACUGUGCGUUCCGAGAUGGGAGAGCCCAUCCACAAGCUUGCUACCAGAGGUGUUAUGCUAUGGAAAGAGCUGGAUGAAACCAUCUUUAACCUUCCAAAGAACAAGCUACAGCCUGCGUUGGAUGCUAAAAAGGACUACAUUAUUGGAAAGCUGAACGCUGAUUUCCAAAAGCCAUGGUUCGCUACCGUGAACGGCCAGGUUCGUGACCUCACCGAUAUGAACUACCAAGAGGUUGCGGAAAGAAUGGUUGAAUUGAUGUACCUGAAAUCUCAGAACAAGUGGAUUGACGUUUCUUGGAGAAACUUUACCGGUGACUUUUUGCGUCGUGUCGAAGAACGUUUCACUAAGAAGAAGACUGCUUCAAUUAUUCAAUCUUACACUAUGCUCGAAGAGCCCGAAAAGGUUCUUACCGCUAUUUUCGAUGCCUACCCUGCUGCGAAAACCCAGUUCUUGAAUGCUCAGGAUGUCGACUACUUCCUAACUCUUUGCCAAAGACCCACACAGAAGCCUGUGCCUUUCGUUCCAGUGCUAGACCACAGAUUCGAGUUCUUCUUUAAGAAGGAUUCGUUGUGGCAAUCUGAGUACUUGGAGGCCGUUGUCGACCAAGAUGUUGGAAGAACAUGUAUCUUGCAUGGCCCAGUCGCUGCUCAAUUUACUAACAAGGUCGACGAACCAAUCCAAAGCAUCAUGGAUGGUGUUCACAACGGUCACAUUCAGAAGUUGCUAAAGGACUACUACAACAGUGAUGAGUCUAAGAUUCCAGUCGUCGAAUACUUCGGCGGUGAAGAUCCUGAAACAGUCAAGUUCGACUCCGCUGAAACUGAUGGCAAGAUUAUUUACCGUGCCUCUGCCUCCACGGACAAGGUGGAGUGGUUCAAACUAUUGGCCGGCAACACCAGAAACUGGAGACAUGCUUUCUUCUCUACUCCUAGAGUUGUCCAGGACUCUCUGUACGCCGAGAAUCCAGUUCAAAAGGUGUUCAAACCAACUGCUAACUCUGUCGUUCAAAUUUCCAACCCAGAAGACGCUUCCAAGACUACUAUUACCCUCUUGGAACCUGUUCAGGGUGCUUUGAAACCAACCGUUUCUUUGAGACUGGUGAAGGAGAACUUGAUGGAACUCCAGCUCAUUGAAAACAGAACAAUUGACGGAACUCCAGUGAGCCUUCCUCUAUUGUACAAGUACCAGCCAGAUGACGGUUUCGCUCCAAUUGCAGAGGUUAUGGACGGACGCAACGACCGUAUCAAGGAAUUGUACUGGAAAUUAUGGAUUGACGAGCCAUUCAACCUUGACUUUGACCCCAAGAACCCAAUUCAAGGUGGUGAAGUUACUAUCACCGCAAAGGAUAUUGCAGAGUUCACCCACGCCAUUGGCAACAAAUGCGAGGAUUUCGUCUCAAGACCAGGUAGAAAACUUCUGGCCCCUAUGGACUUUGCCAUUGUUGUCGGCUGGAGAGCCAUCAUCAAGGCAAUCUUCCCCAAGACUGUCGAUGGUGAUUUGUUGAAAUUGGUUCACAUGUCCAACGGCUACAGAAUGAUUCCUGGUGCCGAGCCUCUACAAGAGGGCGACGUUAUUUCAUCUAACGCCGUGAUCAAAAGCGUCGUGAACCAGCCAAGCGGAAAGAUUGUUGAGGUUAUUGGAACACUGAGUAGAAAGGGCUCUCCAGUCAUGGAAGUUACCUCAUCAUUUUUUUACCGUGGCAAAUACGAAGACUUCGAAAACACCUUCCAGAAGGUUGUUGAGCCAGUUUACCAGGUGCAGAUCAAGUCCGCCAAGGACGUUGCAGUCUUGCGCUCCAAGGAAUGGUUCCAACUGGAUGACGAAGAUGUUGAUCUCCUCGGAAAGACUUUGACUUUCGAAACUGAGACUGCUGUCACUUUCAAGAACGAAACGGUGUUUAACUCCGUUAAGUGUGAAGGUAAAAUCAAGAUGGAGUUGCCAACCAAGGAGAACGUUGAGAUCGGUGUUGUCGACUACGAGGCCGGUGAAUCUCACGGCAACCCAGUGAUUGACUACUUGAACAGACAUGGAUCCACUCUAGAGCAGAAGGUUAACCUAGAGAACGCCAUUCCUAUCGCGGUUAAGGACUCUCAAGCUCCUGGCACGAAUGAGCCAUACGCAAGAGUGUCUGGCGACUUGAACCCUAUUCACGUCUCUCGUCACUUUGCUGACUACGCCAACCUACCAGGUACCAUUACUCACGGCAUGUACUCCUCUGCCGCUGUCAGGGCUCUUGUUGAGACCUGGGCUGCUGAUAAUGUGUCUUCAAGGGUUCGUGCUUACUCCUGUCAGUUCGUGGGAAUGGUUUUGCCUAACACCCCUCUGAAGACUUCUAUCCAGCAUGUCGGUAUGAUCAAUGGCCGUAAAUUGAUCAAGUUCGAGACCAAGAACGAUCUUGAAGAAGUCGUCAUGGUCGGUGAGGCCGAAGUGGAACAACCAGUUUCUACUUUCGUGUUCACUGGUCAAGGUUCGCAGGAACAAGGUAUGGGUAUGGACUUGUACGAGAAGUCUGAGGUCGCCCAGGUUGUCUGGGAUAGAGCUGACGCCCACUUCAAGAAAACCUACGGGUUUUCAAUUUUGGAGAUUGUCAGAAAGAACCCUACUGAGAUGACAAUCUUCUUUGGUGGUGAAAAGGGUAGAAAGAUCAAAUCAAACUACACUCAAAUGAUCUUUGAGACCAUUGUCGAUGGCGAGCUAAAGACUGAAAGAAUCUUCAAGGACAUCACUGAGGAGACUACCUCCUACACUUUCAAGUCCCCAACUGGCCUACUGUCUGCUACCCAAUUCACCCAGCCUGCGCUGACUUUGAUGGAGAAGGCUUCAUUCGAAGACUUGAAGGCUAAGGGAUUGAUUCCUGCGGACGCUGCAUUCGCUGGUCACUCUUUGGGUGAAUAUGCCGCACUAGCAUCCUUAGCCGAUGUUAUGUCCAUUGAGUCGCUUGUUGAGGUUGUGUUUUACAGAGGCAUGACCAUGCAGGUGGCUGUCCCUAGAGACGACUCAGGCAGAUCAAACUAUGGUAUGGUUGCUGUGAACCCAGGCAGGGUUUCUCCUACUUUCAACCAAGAUGCCUUGAAGUUUGUUGUCAAGUGCGUUGACAAGAGAACUGGAUGGCUGGUUGAAAUUGUCAACUACAACGUUGAGAACCAGCAGUAUGUUGCUGCUGGUGACCUGAGAGCUUUGGACACUUUGACUAAUGUUCUCAACUUUGUCAAGGUUCAAAAGAUUGACAUUGUCAAACUGCAGGCCUCGAUGUCUCUAGAAGACGUCGAGUCCCACUUGAAUGAGAUUAUCGAUGAAGUCUCCAAGAAAUCCACCGCAAAGCCUCAGCCAAUCGAGCUAGAGAGAGGGUUUGCAUGCAUCCCACUUCGCGGUAUUUCCGUCCCAUUUCACUCUUCUUACCUAAGAAAUGGUGUGAAGCCUUUCAAGAACUUCCUCAAGAAGAACAUUGUCAAGGAGAACGUGAAGGCGGACAGAUUGAUUGGAAAAUACAUUCCUAACCUGACUGCCAAGCCAUUCCAGAUCACCAAGGAAUACUUCCAAGAUGUUUUCGAACUCACUGGAUCUGAGAAGGUCAAGGAGAUCUUGGAAAACUGGGAGAAGUAUCAAAACUAA
This is a messenger RNA of Lachancea thermotolerans CBS 6340, 6153 nucleotides long. It is a transcript of the gene FAS1, whose product is annotated as tetrafunctional fatty acid synthase subunit FAS1. The transcript has a single exon. Gene Ontology annotation, biological process: long-chain fatty acid biosynthetic process. Gene Ontology annotation, cellular component: fatty acid synthase complex. The record is from RefSeq and is a predicted model, not a curated record. The coding region runs from base 1 to 6153 and encodes 2050 amino acids. Gene Ontology annotation, molecular function: enoyl-[acyl-carrier-protein] reductase (NADH) activity; fatty acid synthase activity; [acyl-carrier-protein] S-malonyltransferase activity. Lineage: Eukaryota; Fungi; Ascomycota; Saccharomycetes; Saccharomycetales; Saccharomycetaceae.